This is a messenger RNA of Chanos chanos (milkfish), 2667 nucleotides long. RefSeq names its product PRKC, apoptosis, WT1, regulator (gene pawr). The record is from RefSeq and is a predicted model, not a curated record. The coding region runs from base 241 to 1311 and encodes 356 amino acids. NCBI's taxonomy places the organism in Eukaryota, Metazoa, Chordata, Actinopteri, Gonorynchiformes, Chanidae. Gene Ontology annotation, biological process: apoptotic process; positive regulation of apoptotic process. Gene Ontology annotation, cellular component: cytoplasm. The transcript has 7 exons.
AUCGAGUUUGCCGUUGGGAGUUCACCAUUCCCAUAGACUGUUCACCUGAGAGACCAAGUAGACUACAGGCAGAGCAGCCCAGCGUGUCCCUUCUUGGAACAUUCCCCUCUAUAUUGGAGGAAUGUGGUGGUACUGAGUGAAAGAAAAACAAAGUUAUUGUGAGGGGCGGUCAGGUUUUCAAAGUAGACAAACUCAGCAGUAGGAAACAAUUGAACUUUGCCUUGAACAGCAUAAGGGAACAUGGCAACGGGUGGAUUUAGAUCCAACGCAACGACGGACUUUUUGGAAGAGUGGAAGGCAAAACGUGAGAAAAUGAGAGCAAAAAUGCUUGGUGACAUCGCUGCAGCCACCGGCGUGUGUACUGGCAGCGUCUCAACCACUACAUCUCAUGGGACCAACAGCAAUAAAACUGAAGCCCGCAAUACAACUCCUCCAACCGAGUUUAACAACAACGGCAAUCCAGAUCGCGGGAGCUCAGGACCUGUAAAUUGUGUCUCAUCCUAUCCAAUGGCUCGGUCAUCCUCAUCCUCCGCAUUGAGGAGACCAGAGGAUGACCCUCACCCGGCACCGACCGCAAGGGGAACCGAUAUCUCAGGAGGAAACCUGAAGAAGGCACCGCAACAGGAGAAAGCGCCUUGCACUCCUCAGACUGAUACCAGCCCCACUGCUUGUAAUGACAGUGAAAAGGAGAGCCCCACACCUAGCAAAGGCAAGGAGAGGAAGAGCUCUGGUCCUAGUGCCAGGAAAGGCAAAGGCCAAAUAGAGAAGAGAAAGUUAAGAGAGAAGCGGAGAUCAACAGGUGUUGUCAGUAUACCAUCCAAUGAGAGCCUGGAUGAGCUUGAUGAUGAUGAUGGAGCUGAGAAGGACAGGCAGAGUGAGGAAGCACUCACACAGCUCAACACCGUGCAGAAUGAGGCCAUGACCUCUGAACUGGGGGCAGGACACUUAUUACAGGACACUCCAAGAACUGGUGGUGGCCGUCAGAAGAGCUCUGCAAGCCCCGGCUCUGAGGAGGAAACCGGGGGGAGCAGACAUCGUCAGGGUCACAGCAGGCAUGGGAGAGAGACUGGCUUUGCGGCUCCUACAGGGCUGGAGAGGAGGAUAGAGGAACUAGAGAAGGAACUGGCUUUGGAGAGACAAGAGACUGCUAGGCUGCUGAAAGCUCACCAGGACAAAGAUGAACUCAUCCUCAAACUCAGAGAGGAGAUUGAGCUGCUCAACAGGGAUCUUGAUGACAUUGAAGAUGAAAACGAGCAGCUUAAGCAGGAGAACAAGACUCUGCUUAAGGUGGUUGGUCAGCUGACAAGGUAGAAUCCCACAUAUUCAGAAUGAAAAAGUACGCGUAACCCCCAGUGGAGCUACCGGAGUGUUAUGAAGAAGAACCUGGCUGUCCCUGGGCUUCCCUCUGUGUCCUCUCCUCUCUCUGUGUUGGUCUUGUUUCUACCCUUCUUGUCAUUGCUUUUGGAAAGAGCUUAGUCUGGUAUGGGAAGCUUUGUGGCCUGAAUUUCACUUGGAGUCUUAUGAAGGCUUGGGGUGUUGAUACUAGCUGUUGAUAUAUUAUUCUAUUUAAUGUAAAUGUCUGUGUACAUAGGCCAUUCAGAUAUGUUUUUGAUAAAACUAAAAAAAAAAGGAAAUGAAAUUGAAUGUGCAUGGUGCACCACCAAACAUUUGUGAGAUUAUUUUUGCUUUGUACUUUUGAGCUCCAAGGGCCCUGACUGGAACCCUUGACUUUGCGUGCUGCUUUGAUGUUCAGUCACAUUCAAACCCUCCUUUAUAGCAUCUGCAUUCACAGGAUUGGCUCCAGGAUGGAGCCAGCAUUAUUACAACCAAAUUCAAGAAAGAAAUCAGUGCUUCCAUCAGCCAAAGGGGGCAUAAUGCCCUGUACAUUGCGAAUCUUCUGUGAUGCAUUAACUCCAUUUCCUUGAGGGAGAGAGAAGCCUGGUGCUUUUGCCUGGUAAAUUCCAGCGUCUGCUGUACUCUCUUGUUCAGAUCUGUACUUGGCUCAUUUUAACCAAGGCAGCAUAGUCAGCCUGUGAAAGUUAGAUCAUGCAUAGUGCGUCUCCAUUUCUGACUCUAAAAAUCUUUUUGCUUGGUUCUUUGCCUCAGUCUACUGCAAAUGGAGGAUGGAUUAUUGUAGAAAUUGCCAGCAGGGGGUUUGUAAGUUGCACGUCAUAGAAAUGUUAUCAGCUGAUUUAAAAAUAAGAAAUAAAUAUGUAAUUCAACCGUUUACAACAUGUUUUAAUUUCAGUAUGAAUAGAUCAUGUAGUUAUUCAUGAUAUAGGGUGAGCAAAUUCAUAGUCUAGGCUACUGCAGUGCAUUUUUAAUAACCAAAUCAACUGAAGGACGAUACAUUAUGAAACGCCUUUUAUUUUGUCUCAUGUUUAUUCAAGGCAAUAAUGUGGCUCAUCUGCAUAUUAUUCUAACUAACAGCAUUUAGAUCGUUUAGUUGUUACCAUGUUGGAGCUCAUCCUCUGUUGAUUCAAAUCUACAGUGCUGGCAACAUGUACUCUGUAAAGCCUUUUGAGAAUUUUCUUUUUGUUUUUCCUUUUCUUUUGUUUUAUUUUCUUUUUGAGACUGUACCAGGAUGGGAGACCUCUACUUUCCUCCCUCCACAUUAUGCAUGUACAGAAGAUGAAGUCAUUCAAUAAAAGGUUGAUUAUCUCUCUC